Messenger RNA from Vollenhovia emeryi, 824 nucleotides. Its product is annotated as protein sidekick-like. Gene Ontology annotation, molecular function: protein binding. The transcript has 5 exons. The record is from RefSeq and is a predicted model, not a curated record. NCBI's taxonomy places the organism in Eukaryota, Metazoa, Arthropoda, Insecta, Hymenoptera, Formicidae. The annotation marks the transcript as partial.
AUGUUGGACCGCUUGACCAGUGACGAAGAUGAGAUAAAGAGCGAACUGGGACGUUACCGCGUUGUGUCUGCGUCAAGUCAACAGUUUACUGGAGCAACGGGUCGCAUUUGCGAACUGCGUGGCAGCGUCCCGGAAGCACCUCCUACAAAUCCACCGAAUCCUCAAAAGACGAAUGGUAUCAAUCAGGGAUACAAAUUGCAAGCCUGGGUCGACAGCAAUUUUACAGAAGCGACUGAAUACAAAUCGAUGACUGUGCCGCCGAGUUUAUUCGAUCCGCUCGCCGAGCAGAACGCCAUUAUGACAGUUACAGUACCUGAAGAAGUGGAGAAUUUACAAUUUAAAGAUAUCAGUGAUCGUGCGCUAACGGUUAAGUGGAGUCCCCCUAAAGAGACGAACGGAAUAUUGACACAUUAUCAACUGAAAUACAUGAUUAAAGACAUUCCGGAUUCUUUGCGCGUCGAAAACUUUACAGCCGAUAUGUUAUUAACCAAAGUGGAGCAUCUUCAGGCACUAACCCACUACAAAUUUCAAGUAACCGCUUGGACGUUGGUUGGAUCCGGCAAACCAAAAGUGGCGACCAUACAGUCAGGCGUCGAACCGGUGCUACCGGAACCUCCUACGAAGCUAGCAUUAUCCAACAUGGAUGCAUUUUCCAUUGUGUUACAGUUCACGCCAGGAUUCGACGGAAACUCAUCCAUCAUAAAGUGGACAGUGCAGGUUGGUCAAUUUACAGUCAAUGCUCCCUUUGUAAAAGUUGAAGAUUAUCAUUUGUUACAUUUUUCGUAUAUAAUCAAAUUCCGCUCAAGUACAAACUCUGCCUGCAG